This is a messenger RNA of Mercenaria mercenaria, 1465 nucleotides long. RefSeq lists its product as uncharacterized. The record is from RefSeq and is a predicted model, not a curated record. The coding region runs from base 184 to 555 and encodes 123 amino acids. The transcript is spliced from 2 exons. Lineage: Eukaryota; Metazoa; Mollusca; Bivalvia; Venerida; Veneridae.
UCCAACUGUGCGGCGUAUUGUCAGGAUGUGCCCGGUUAGCCGCUUACUUCGAUCAACUACGAGGACUAACCAUGGCAGAGUGUAUAGGGGGUCUGGUUCUUUUCUUUGGAUCAGGCCCCUUUAAGGGUCCGCGGACCCUUUCUGCAUUCGGGCAGUGAAGUACGCCUACUCACUUGGAUUUGAAUGUCUGAGUUCAAAUCUCGGCUUGCUGGACUCGGUGCUGUCUCCCAUAGCGGUCGCGCAACCUUUCUCUUUGGAGAAAGCGAAGCAGGGGAGUGGUUCUGGGUUCCAGCGGGCCCCCAGAGGAACACUUUCAUGUCUUUGGUGAUUUUUACGCAGGCCAUGAUUGUGGAGUCCCCUGGGGAUGUAUUUUCGACGAUGGAACAUCAAGAAAGAAGGGGAUUACGCCGUCAAAAUCAGGAACAUAGAACUAUGGAACUAUAUUUAUGGUACAUGUAUAAGAAACGUUUUAAUAAGCCAAAUAAGUCAGAAGCCAUAGUUACAACAAAGAGAAACACAAUUAGGACAAUACGAAGCAGAACAGGGGACACUUAACAGCACUUUCCGUCCUUUUGGGGAUUCAACAGCUAUUUUCUAUGAAGUCCCCUAUCUGUCAUGUCAUCGAACAAUCAAAGAAGAAAGCUUGCUGAUCUGAGUCAUAAAUACAAAGAAGCAAAAUCUGUCAUUGAUUCUCGCGAGACCAAAGUCAAAUUUUAUUUUUGAAUGAAACACGACUUUCUUGUUCAUUAAAAUGAAGAAAACAGUAAUGGUCCUAACCUAAAAUGUCAACAUUUACAACAGUACUUGGCAAGACAUGAAAUAAUCAGCUAUUCUACCUUAUAUGUCUCAACCUGAUGAAAAGUUCAGUUGCAGAGAGGCGGAAUGGUCGCGCUCGUAAUGGCUGAGAAGGUCUACUAUAACAACCAUAAAUUAUACUUCACAUUGUAACUAGUAAAAGGAAAAAAUCAGAUCAUGCAAAACUGAUCACGGAUCUAUAUAGGUCACUAAAGGGAAUAACCGGUCUUUGUUUUAAACAAGAGCUACAGCUAGUGGUAACCCCCUAUACCCAAAAGUUUUACAAAAUUUUCAGCAUUGUAUGCACUAUUCUUAGGUCACAUACAUUUUAUUUGCUACAGUGGUCUAUAUUUGUGUAGUCAUAAGUUUUUUUUUCAUCUGUUUAAACGUUAAAAAGACCUUUCCCAAAUGCAUAGUGUUACAUACUUUCUAAAUAGAUACAAACAUUUGGGAUGAAAUUUUCAAAGUGUUAUAUGCCACUAUAAGGAAAACGGAACAAAUAAAGCAGAAGGCUCUGUAGAAUAAUUUGCGAGGCAACACGAAUUGUUAUUUUUCAUUAGUUGAACGAGUUCCAGUGGAUUUUAAUCACUCUUGUUUAAGGCAUUUCCAAAUUACUUUCAAUCUUGUACAUUUUGCCUGUAAACGCUUCUAUAUAUAACAUCUAAUUACA